Messenger RNA from Corylus avellana, 798 nucleotides. Lineage: Eukaryota; Viridiplantae; Streptophyta; Magnoliopsida; Fagales; Betulaceae. The record is from RefSeq and is a predicted model, not a curated record.
AUGGCACCUCCAACUCAUAACCGUACUAACAACACUGAGAAUGGUCCCAUAGAGGGCAACGAUGCUGGAAGCGAAAAAAACACCACUGCCAGCCAACACUCGGAAGCCUUGAGUGCAUUGGCAGCACAACUAGUGAACUUACUAGAAAUGGGAACCAAUGCCGGGCGCGAGGGAGGAACAACUAAAGAAGGUCAAGAGUUUAGUGAAUCUAGGUUCUCUUUCAAGAAGUUUCAUAAUGAAAAACAUGACCAUGUUGAUCUUGUCGCUCAUACUUCCUUGAAAGCUCUUGAUUCUUGCCUUUGGUACCUUGAUAGUGCUUGCUCCAAGCAUAUGUUGGGCGAUAAGUUUAUGUUUAACAGUUUAAAUGAGUACAGGGGUGGCAGUGUUACAUUUGGAGAUGGAAAUCAUGCUCAGAUCAAAGGAAUGGGUUCAAUAGAAAUUAGAGGAAUUCCGGAGAUUUGUGAGGUGCUUUAUGUGAAGAAUCUUAAAGCCAAUCUUCUUAGCAUCAACCAGAAAUGUGACGAAGAUUGUAUUGUUCAAUUCUCAAAGGAAUGCAAUGUGUUCGAUGAUGAUGGAAAAUGGAUUAUGGGAGGAGUGAGGACAUCUGAUAAUUGCAAUGGGAUUGGCCCUACGACCUCUCUCAGUUGCAAGCAUGCCAAGCUGGACAUUGAGAAACUAUGGCAUCAACGUCUGGGUCAUUUGAACUUCAAGGACCUUUACAAGGCCCCUAUGGAUGAGCUGAUGAGUGACUUGCCCAAGUUAGGUAAACUUGAAAGAAUGGUGUGUGGGCCCUGUUAG